ACCCGCAAAACAGCUAGCUGGCUGGCAGCAGAGCUCUCCAAAGAGGGCCACCAGGUGGCUCUGCUGAGUGGAGAAAUGAUGGUGGAACAGAGGGCAGCUGUUAUUGAGCGCUUCCGGGAAGGCAAAGAGAAGGUCCUGGUGACCACCAACGUGUGUGCCCGUGGUAUUGAUGUUGAACAAGUGUCUGUCGUCAUCAAUUUUGACCUUCCUGUGGACAAGGACGGGAACCCAGACAAUGAGACCUACCUGCAUCGCAUCGGGCGCACUGGCCGCUUUGGCAAGAGGGGUCUGGCAGUAAACAUGGUUGACAGCAAGCACAGCAUGAAUAUCCUCAACAGAAUCCAGGAGCAUUUUAAUAAGAAGAUAGAAAGAUUGGACACAGAUGAUUUGGAUGAGAUCGAGAAAAUAGCCAACUGAGAAGCUUCACCAGCGACUGGCGCCACCCUCAGCACUGUCCCUGCCUGGGAGCCUAGUGCUUUCAUGGCAAAGGCCUUGACAGGCACCUCAAAGACCAAGGCCUGAGUAGAGACUACCUACCUCAUU
Cricetulus griseus (Chinese hamster) is the source of this 543-nucleotide messenger RNA. The record is from RefSeq and is a predicted model, not a curated record. Lineage: Eukaryota; Metazoa; Chordata; Mammalia; Rodentia; Cricetidae.